CACGCAAAUCGCUGACGUCAAGCCGUUUGGUGAAACUACAAUUCCCAGAAGUCUCUGCAUUCCGGCGCUGGACAUUAUCAGUCCCCUGGACAGUGUAUUACGGAGCAUGUUUACGGCUGGGGCGAUAUUUUCUUGCGUGUGUUUAUUUUCGCGAUUCGGUGUGAUCUGUAACGCGACGGUUUGCUGAAUCGCGAUGACAGGAAGUGAAUUAAACCGACUGACUUCUCGCCGUUUCCUGGAUUCACUGGACGAGUCGGAGUGACACCAUCAUCAUCAUCAUCAUAAUUUAAUAAUAAGGCUCUGAAUCCGGUUGAGGUCUCGAGCGCUGCUGGAUGUUUACUGAGUAACGGGUUAUUGGUGCGCGUGAGCGUUAGAGGCGUUACAUUUGCGUCAUUGGCUCAGCAGCCUGUUUGGGCUACAGCUGAGCAGUGACCUCCAUGAGCACUCUCUGCUGCUUUAUGCGCUUCUAGACUCGUUGUUUUGUGAUUACAUGGCGUGUUUUCUGCCUGGACACACCGCUAACAGUUAGCCUUUUGCUGGACGUUUGGCUUUUUUCCCCCUCCCCACUGCUGCACGAGCUAAACCGGCUAGCUGACGUUAGCUAUGUUUUUGCCCGUGACUCACCCAGAGCACUAACGAGAACCUGAAGACUUUACUGGGUUUAGUGGACGUGACUUUUUUUUUUCUCUUUUUUUUUGUAUUUCAUCGCCAUGGUCCUACGAUAAAUAUAUUUAUUUUUUUUAGACCGUGUCAGCUUGUUUGUUUUUCUUGUUUGUUUUUUUUUUAUCUGUAUAAUUUAAUGAGAUUAUAGGCUCCUGUAAGUUCCACUGCAGUACUACAAUAACUGAAAGCUGAAGCUCCCCGGGCUCGGCUUCAUGUUUUUAUGAGUGACAGCUGAAGGUUUACUGGAUCUCUCUGUGAAGACAGAAGCACGGACAAUGAAGAAGUUUUUCGACAGCCGACGGGAAGCGGUGAGUUCCGGGCCCGGUUCGGGAGGCGCCGGGGCCGGAGGAGGCGCAGGAUCCGGAGGAGGAGGCGCCUUCAUCGGCCGCGUUUUCACCAUUGGCCGCUACCAGGUCACCGUGGAGGAAACCGUGGCUGAAGGUGGUUUUGCCAUCGUCUUUCUCGUGCGCACACAUCAAGGUGUCCGCUGUGCCCUGAAGAGGAUGUACGUGAACAACGAGCAUGACCUUCAAGUCUGCAAGAGAGAGAUUCAGAUCAUGAGGGAUCUGGUGGGAAACAAAAAUAUAGUCGGGUACCUGGACUCCAGCAUCACCGCCGUGGGGUCAGGAGACGUCUGGGAAGUUCUGAUAUUAAUGGACUUCUGUAGAGGCGGUCAGGUAGUGAAUCUGAUGAACCAGCGACUGCAGACCGGUUUUAGCGAAUCGGAAGUCCUGCAAAUCUUCUGCGACACGUGUGAAGCAGUCGCACGACUACACCAGCGCAAAAGUCCCAUCGUCCACCGGGAUCUCAAAGUGGAGAACAUUCUGCUGCACGACCGCGGUCAUUACGUCCUGUGCGACUUCGGCAGCGCCACCAACAGGUUCCAGGACCCUCAGGCCGAGGGGGCGGCUGUCGUAGAGGAGGAAAUUAAAAAGUACACCACGCUGUCCUACAGAGCUCCUGAGAUGGUCAAUCUGUACAGCGGGAAAAUCAUUAGCACUAAAGCUGAUAUCUGGGCUCUCGGCUGCUUGUUGUAUAAGUUGUGUUUUUUCACGUUGCCAUUUGGAGAGAGUCAGGUGGCCAUCUGUGACGGCAGCUUCACCAUCCCAGACAACUCGCGCUACUCACACGACCUGCACUGCCUCAUACGUUACAUGCUGGAGCCAGACCCUGACAUAAGGCCCGAUAUCUACCAGGUUUCUCAUUUCGCCUUCAAGCUUGCACGCAAAGACUGUCCAGUACAGAACGUCCACAAUUCUCCGAUUCCUACGAAGCUUCCAGAGCCAAUCAGAGCGAGUGAAGCGGUUGCCAAGAAGAGCCAGACUAAAGCCAGACUCACCGAUCCGAUCCCCACCAUGGAAACCUCCAUAGCGCCACGGCAACGGCCCAAAGCGGGCCAGGCUCAGCCGGUCGCAGGCAUGCUGCCCAUACAGCCCGCCCUCACGCCCCGCAAGAGAGCCACCGCUCCAGCCGGACCUGCACAGCCUCUCAGUGUGAACAUCGCCUCUCAGCCACAGAAGCCUCAGCAGCCUGUUUCUGUAGCUCAGCCGCAAGCCACACCUGCGUCCCUGCAGGCCACGCCCGCUCCUCCUCAAGCCACGCCCCAGCAGGCACAGCUUUUCGUGCAGCCCCAAGCAGCAGGUUUCUACCCUCCUCAGCAGCAGCCGUCACCCCAAGCACAGAACCUCUACCCACCCCAUCGUCAGAGCAUCAGCUCAACAGCACCAUCUACUACAUCUGCACAGGCAAGAAUUAAAGCAAAAGCCCCUCCACCUCCUUCUUCUCCUUCACCCAUACUGAAUGUGCAACACGCUCCUGCACCAGCUCCAGUGCAGGCCAGAAUCAAAGCCAUGGCCCCUGCCCCGCCUGUGCAGUAUUCUCAGACCACACCUGGACACACAAAAAUGAAAGCUAUGGCUCCUGCUCCACCACCAAUCCAGCAGCAGCAGCAGCAGCUGCCAAUGGCUAAUCUUGCUUCUAGCCCUCCGUCUGUUAAAGCCUCUCCUCCAUCACCUCCAGUCCUACAGGGGGCACCAGCUCCUGACAUGAACACUGAGGAGAUGCCGUUUGCAGGCGGGCGCUCGGGCCAUAAAGUGGGCUCUCUGACUCCGCCCUCGUCUCCUAAGGCGGCCCCUCGCGGCGGUCACAGGCGUAUUCUGAGUGACGUCACGCACAGCGCCAUAUUUGGAGUUCCUGUCAGCAAGUCCACUCAGCUACUGCAGGCCGCAGCCGCCGAAGCCAGCCUCAACAAGUCCAAAUCAGCCAGCACCACCCCCUCCGGCUCUCCGCGCUCCUCUCAGCAGAGCGUGUACUCGGCUAGCGAGGUUGGUACUCAGUCCAUCGCUCCUAAGGCAGAAGCUGGGGCACAGCCGUCCUGGAACCCGUUUGGUGAUGACAACUUCUCUAAACUGACAGCUGAAGAGCUGCUUAACAAGGACUUUGCCAAACUGGAUGCAAAAGCACCAGAGAAGUCCUCUACAGAGAACCUGAUUUCAGGGUUACAGCCUGCAGCCCCAAGCAAAGGCUUUCCCCAGUGUACAGAGAAGUUGAUAGAGGGUUUGAAGUCUCCAGAGCCUUCCUCGUCCUCCUCUUCCUCCCUGCUUCUCCCUGACCUCCCUCUGAACGACCCUUUUAGUCCUGCAGACUCCAGUCAUGCCGUGAUGGAUACUCUUAUUCCUGGUCUGGAGUCUCUGCACACCGAUCCGGUGUUGCCAGAUGCCCUGGGUGGAGGGGAGUCUCUCCUCAGCGGUCCCCUGCUCUCUCAUUCCUCAUCAGGAGUUCAGGUGCUGCCGUCUCCAAUGUCCUCCACCCCUGCGCCAUCUUUGGAGCAGUUCGUUCCAGCUGCGGAGGCCAGCGCAAAGCUCCAGCCGGCGCCGGAUCAGAACUCCGACAGCCAGUUUGACCCCAUUCCAAUGCUCAUCUCCAAAACCCCCAGCCAAGGUGGUAGCAACAGUGGCAGCUCAGAGACCAGUCUGCCCAAUCUGGCCUGCUCCCUGCUGCUGGUGGACCAGCUCAUCGACUUGUAGAAGACACACACACACACAGAGAGAGAGAGAGAGAGAUUGAGAGAGACAGAGAGAGGAGGGAGGGAAAGAGGGACAGAAAAAUGCAGGGAAAAUGUGCAAUUCAUAAACAAAGCUAUAGUUUAGAUCAUAAAUGAAACCAUAUAAUACUAAACAGGAUCCUGAAAGAUUGCAUCCUCCUCCUCCUCCUCCUUUUCCUUCUCCUCCUCCCAUGUCUGUCUGUCUGUCUGUCAGUCAUUCACAUUACUUUUCCUCUGUUGCACCGUCAUUUCCUUUUCAAAUCCAUCACGCUGUAUGAGCAUAGAGCAGGACACAAGAGAUAACGCUGAUGUAAAUUUUACAGAUUGUCCGUAAAUCCUUGCAGAAAUACUAGUAAUCAGAUUUUGUGGUAUUUUAUUCAAGAACUGUGGAUCGGACUUCGGCGUCAGGGAUAGGGACAGGAACGUUCAACGUACGAUCCUGACCCCUGAGAUAGCUUUCUCUAGCUACAAACACCCAGAAAAACAUACAGUGACAAGCUGCCACGUAAGGGCUGAACGUAAUUGCAGACGUUUACAUGUUAGGUGUCUCGCUAGGAAGCUCGAGUGCAAUACGAACGUUUACAACUAGGGGGCGAUGUUGCAUGCACCAAGCGACAAACUACAGAACGAUGAACACAGUGUGGCGUAGUGACUAUGAGUAAAAUUGAUAUAGGAAGCAAAGUAAUUUACAUGAUGUAGAACGGGGAAAAUUUCUCUUUAUCUUCCAUUUCUUUCCCCCCUCAUGCUCACCUCGUCUCACUUUGUUCUCACUGUCUAUGAAUACAGAGCGAGUCGAAUCAUAUAAACAAGUCGUACUCCUUUUGCACUGAUUCUGCUUUGGGUUUUGUCCCAGUCCACAGUGCACAAUUAUCCUAACACGCAUCGAGUCCCAGAAGGUGUUGUUCAGGUUUUGGAUGCUAAACAACGCCGAUAAAUUUACGUGCCUCUUCGCCAAAGUGUAAAUCAGCCCUCUGUCUGAUACAUCUACACUGAUCCGCUCCAUUACCUCACGUCUAGACGUUCCCUGAGGCCCCAAAUCCAAUAGGCUGUAUAUAUAUAUAUAUAUACAUACAUACGCUAGAGGUAUUGAGCUCAGGACCAGCUAUAUAAAAUAAAGCGCCGGAUAAACGAGCGAAUGGUGACAGUGGUGACCUUUUAAUGUUUAAUGAUUUAUUUCAGGUUGUGAUGAAUUGCGUAAUGGCACCGUCAUAUGUCCUCUACCUUUUGUCUCCAGCCUUGUAGCUGAUCUAUGAGCAGAAUCUCUGGAUUCUGUUUUUCACAUAUCUCGGUUUGUUAGGAUGUCGGGGUCCGACUGCAGAGGCAGCCGUGAUACAGCGCCCCCCCCUGGAGCAGAAAGGGGUUUGUUUGAACUCCCAACCUUCUGCUCAGUAACCCAGAGCUCCACUACUGCCCCAUGAACUCAAAGCCUGAGUUGAGUCGUAAAAGAGGAUCUGCCACAGAAGAUGAGUCGCCUGAAACACAGAGAAUUCGCGUCACCUGAAAAACAUUUUUUCAGGGAAAGGUUGAUGACGCAAACUAUCCCAAAUCCAUUUGUACAUCACAGAGGAGCCUCAUGCUCCAAAUCUGUGUCUCAGCUGCAAUCAAAACCUCCAAAGAGACUGACCACCGGUCAGAGCCUAAAGCGCUGACCUGAGAGACUUUAUAAUAAAUGUUCUAUAAUAUCAGUUUGCAUGAUUUGGACUCGUAGCACAUUCCAGCCUCGUUCGAGGCACAUCGAUACACAGGAAGUUCCUCUGCUCGGCGCACAUCGCUUUCUGCUUGCUGAUUCAUGUCAUUAAUGGUAAUGAAUUAAUAAUAACAAUGACACGCGCUCCGUGUACGCGCGCCGUGCUUUAACCACAUCGGUGCAUGCGCAGUAUCAGCUCUGGACGUAUCAGCAGUAUUAGCCGUUCCCGAUGUAUUCCCGCUGCUCUGCUGUGUAUGCGCCUCCAGCUUUAAUAUGAUCAGAGAUUAGAAAUUCAGCUCGAUUGCUGUUCUCAGGACGCCUCGUGUGCUCGCGUUAUCAUUAGCCUUUAUUGCCUCUGUGUUCCGCUUCUGAUUUGCUUUAUUGGUUUCUUCUUUCUGUUAAAGCUUGGAUUGCUUUUUGGCUUUCAACUUGAAGUCUGUCACAUUUAUUUAUUUGUUGUUGUUUUUUAUUAGUGUGGGGGAAAAAAAAAGCUGUAUGUACAUAUCCAACAUUUGAAGUCACAAAAAGGCAAGGUUUUUGUCAAUCAUAGCUGUUAUUUCUGUUCUACAUGAACGUACAUCUACACAACCUACAUGACCUUAAUACCACAUUUAUUACAGUGUUAUGAAGUGCUUUUUUUUUUUUUUUCCUACGUCUGAAGAUCUUGAAUCAGGGUUUUUCGUCUUCUCCUUCUCCGUAUGUCGUGAGACGAAUCCCACAGUGGUGGUGUUUUGCUUUGCUGGGGAUCAGUGCUCUGUUAAUCAUUUUAUAUUUUUUCUAAUUUGUCUGCUGGAGACUGAUAACUAGGUGAAGGGAAAACUACAGCUUCAGUUUAAAGGUGCAGUUUGUAAUAUUCCAAUACGAUUUAGACCACAGUGAAGUCAUAUGCUGGUAAUGAAACCUGGGGCAUAUUGUGAUUUGCAGAGUUGCAGUGAAGUGGGCGUGGCUACUUUUGUCUGCUUUGAAAAGUUUGAAUUUGUUUGAUUUUUUUUUUUUCCUGACCCGGAAAUUAGCUCCGCCCCUGCCAGAAUGAUGGAUCUGUUAUACCUCAAAAGAGAUAAAGAGCUUCAGGUGAUGAUUAGUGCAGUUAUCGCUGAUAGUCAGUUGGUGUUAGUGCUGGCUCAACAGUUACAACUACACAGAAGUGUAAGAAAAAACAAACAAACUGCCCCUUUAAAUUAAAAAUAUAAACCACCCCUUCAAAUUAAAAUUACAAACUGCCCCUUUAAAUUGAAAUUACAAACUGCCUCUUAAUUUUAAAAUUACAAACUACCUUUUUAAAUUAAAAUGACAAACUUCCCCUUUAAAUCGAAAUGACAGACUGCCUCUUAAUUUUAAAAUGACAAACUGCCCCUUUAAAUUAAAAUUACAAACUGCCUCUUAAUUUUAAAAUUACAAACUGCCCCUUUAAAUUAAAAAUAUAAACCACCCCUUCAAAUUAAAAUUACAAACUGCCUCUUAAUUUUAAAAUUACAAACUUCCCCUUUAAAUUAAAUUACAGACUGCCUCUUUAAAUUGAAAUUACAAACUUCCGCAUCUAAUUAAAAUACAAUCUGCUCUUUUUAUUUAAAACUACAAACCGCCCCCUUUAAACUAAAAUUACAAAUUGCCCCUUUAAUUUAUAAAUACAAACCAGUUCUUUAAACUAAAAUUACAAACUGCCCCAUUAAAUUAAAAUUAUACAUCGCCCCUUUUAAAUUAACAUUACAGUCUGCCCCUUUUAAAUUAACAUUACAGUCUGCCCCUUUUAAAUUAACAUUACAGUCUGCCCCUUUUAAAUUAACAUUACAGUCUGCCCCUUUAAGUUAAAAUUACAAACUGCCCCUUUACACUCCAGUUCCAAUCGUUUUUAUUCGUCACUUCAUUUUUUUUUUUUAAAAGCUCUGUGGUUUGUUUUUUUUAAAUCCAUUUAUAAAACAGAAAGAGAUCGAGUUUGUAAAGAUCAUCCUUCGUCCUUCUCUUUAGCCGGGGCUUAUGAUGGAAUUGACUUCCUGAGGUCGCUGCCCUGUUUCCAUCGAGCACUAACUGUUUUUCUCUUCACGCUGUAGGAACGGGGCGGAUCGAGUUAUACAGCCGCCCUUUGUACAUUUCUGUAAUCAUAUAAUAAAUAUCACACAGACGAAGGUGGCAGGCUCGAGCGGCGAUUCGGAGAGCAUGCUACCGAGGACAUGUCGCUACAGUUCCAUCAUCAGCUUGUUAUGUCAAGAAUUAUGACAACAUAUGGAAAGCAGCGUGAUACUGAUCACAGGCUGCCGUGUGCAUGCUGAUCUCCUCGCUAAAGCACAAAUCUCUUCCAUCGAGACGUCAGCGCUAGUAACCAACACUUUUCAGUUAAAGUCCGACGUUUUUUGUUUUUCCGUCUCAUUCCGAGGCAGUGUAAAUGUAGUGCUGGUGUAAUCCUAUAGUAAAUGUGUUCAGUCUCCUCGUCCCCCGUCGUACCGUGUGGGUGUAUGCAGGUUGUCACGUAGCUGACCUAUGCAAUACUAUUUGCCCUCUCCCCAUACACACACACACACACACACACACAUCUGCUAAGCAAGUGAUAGUCCAGCGCUUUGCAUUUAGCAGCAUAUAGCUUAUUCCAUCCGGUCAGCAAAACACGACAAACACACCCGCAGGUAUUUUGUCAGUCUGGAUGGCUGGAUGACGUAUCAUCCAUCAGCGUGCUCCUUCUAUUUUUAUGAAAUGAUGAUGAAAUGAAUUCCAAAAGAUUGGGAUGGUGAAUAAACAUGUAAAUGUAAACAGAUGAACAAUAGUGUCUUGUUGUAUUUGUCCUUCGAGUCGAAACGGAGAAAAGAUAAAAGAUCAAAUAUGAUCACAACCCUCACACUACUCUUCUUAAGUCUUUUAACCAGAAGCCCAAAAACUGAAAUUUCCUCAGUUUUCCUGUUUUCUCGUGUUCAGCAUUGAGUGUCUUUGUCAUGUCCCACUCCACAGUGGAGGUUAAUAUGAAGCUCCUAUGAAAGCAGACACAUUUUCAGUUUUUCCCUAGCCUACUAGGGGCAACGUAUUCAUAGAAAAGUUGUUUUCCACACAAAUGUUUCUAUCGUCAAAGUAAAUGGUGAUAUCAAACCCAUUUCUGCUCUCUGAGAUGCCCCGAGUGCUUGUUCGUCUAAAAAAGCAGCUAAAAUUUGAGGCUGUAUCUUAAACCACUAAAAUUCUGGGUAAGGUUAUCCAACAGAGGGGAAAAACACACGUCUAAAACACACUGAAAUCCUGACUCAUUUUAUAUCAGACUCACAGCCUGAACAUCAUUAGUUUGUUUAUACUGAUUUUACAAACAUGUACUGGUAAAAAGAGUUAAGGAAUUUGUCAUAACCCAGCCCUCUAGAGAGAGAAAUCUCACUAUCCUUAUUACUUCAAAUAUUGCUUUAGCAACCCAAAAAAAAAGGCUUUUUAUUCCCCAGCUUGUCCUAAGCUCCCCUUUCACUAACCUUGAUUUAUUUUCUUUUUCCUCUCUUUUCAGUCUUCCUGAAGCUCACAUUUUGCUUUAUCCCUGCUCGAGUUUCCUUAGGUUCCAUAGAAACGCAACAAAAAAAUCAUAUCGUGACCCUGAUAUCACAGGUGAACAUACAGACAGGUGACAAACAUGUAAGGGGAAGAUAGUAAGAUGCUGUGCUACAUCAAGCCACAGGAACAGCUUGGUGUAGAUGAUAAAGCACGUCUUGUUGAAAUCUGCAUGAUUUUUCCGUUAAUUUCUACAGUCGCAAAAUCCUGGAGGGAUUGACGAACCACAUAGAACCCAAUUUCUGUUCAGUUUAACUGAGAGAUGUGAAGAAGAUAAAGGCCAGUGUCUAUAAAUGACAUCAUUUACAUCCUACACAAUUUACUUGAAAAGGGGCGGAGUCAUCCUGGCAAAGACCACGCCUACCAGGAUAGAAACGUUUCAUUGUAAAUCAGCAAGAGAGUUGAUUCGCAGUGAUAUGCAGCCAAACCAGGACGAUAGAUAGAUAGAUAGAUAGAUAGAUAGAUAGAUAGAUAGAUAGAUAGAUAGAUAGAUAGAUAGAUAGAUAGAUAGAUAGAUAGAUACUAUACCACAUAGAUUUGUCACCUGUUCGUAUAAAAGACACGUUAAGUUAUGCUCCUCAGCCACUCAUUUCUCGAGACAUUUUUCCACACAAGGGAUUACGACUGACAAAAGUAACACAAAUUACUUUUAAUAACUUUUAAACUAAAGAUGAUUUGAUCAAAACAGUGCAGAUUUUAUUAACCAUGAGCCACAUUUAUAUCCGUGUGUUCCGUUAUUUAUUAUUUAUCCAUAAGAACUCAAAAAUACUAGCGCAAUUAGGUUGUGUGCAACUCGUAUUCUUUUAGAUAAGAUAAGAAUUUGUCGGUAAAACAAUUGAUUUGGUCAGUAGAAAGGUAAUGUAUUUAGUAUAUUUAUAUUUAUUUUCCCACCCCUCCAUUAUUUUGACAUUUGGUAAUUUUAUUGCGUAAUUUAUUAAUUGAAAUAUUU
This is a messenger RNA of Hemibagrus wyckioides, 9849 nucleotides long. RefSeq names its product AP2 associated kinase 1a (gene aak1a). The coding region runs from base 939 to 3689 and encodes 916 amino acids. Gene Ontology annotation, molecular function: protein kinase activity; ATP binding. Lineage: Eukaryota; Metazoa; Chordata; Actinopteri; Siluriformes; Bagridae. The transcript is spliced from 20 exons. Gene Ontology annotation, biological process: protein phosphorylation. The record is from RefSeq and is a predicted model, not a curated record.